UACAUUUCGGUGGCCGUGGCAUCGUUCAAAAGCGGCCCACAGAUGAUGGACCACGAGACGCUGAAUGUGCCGAGCGCAAAGCAAGAUCUGGAAGAUGGAGAACUGUCCGAUAGCGAUAGCGAUGGAUACACUCCACUGGCGCGACCGGAGAUGGCCAAAAGUGAUUUUGCCUCCGCCUCGGCCAGCCUAUCCAGGCAAAUGGAUAUUGUGUCCGAUGAGCAGGAUGACGAAGAACUGCUGCACCAGGAGAAAAGUGACUCUGAAGGCAGCUCGGAUGAAAGUAGCGGCAAUAUAAGAAUUAGAUCGAUGUGCUACCAGAACCAGAGGUUUGGGCAAGCGCCCCGGCUAAUGCGUCCAUCGUCUGGACGAAGUCAUGCACCAACGAAAGGUCCCUCUUCCGGCAAAGCCCGUGAACCUGCUUCCCGCCCGGUCACUAGCGUUCUACCAAAUAAAUACAAUAUAUGGACGCAAAGCCUGCAGGAGGAUACCCUGAUGGAAACGAUGCGCGGAUGUGAUGUCACGGCGAAUGGGAUGCGCAAUCGGGAUGUGGAAUCGUAUGAUUACAAGCUUAAAACGCGGUUAAGCAGUGGAAAUGCGUUCGAGCGAUUGAAACGUCGGCAGUCCAACUCCGAUGAUUCGGACGGGUAUGCGGGUGGUGGAAAACGCAUGCGAACGGCUCACAAUUCCUACUCGGAAGGAGGAGACGGAGAACGAUCUAGCAACGUGAAGGAACGUCUCGGAAAACGAAACAACAGUACUGAUACCAAUAGCGACGACAGUACGCAAAGUGCACCUAGAUUUGCUUUUAGGCACAUACCGGAUUUGAAUCUCGAGGAGGAUUGCACCGACGAAAAGUUUGCUAUAGAGCUGGCCGAAAAACUAUGCGAAGCGCAUACCGAGCUGUUGACGCGAGUCGUUGUUACCCUAGGGAGGGAGAUACCACUGAAGCUCUUCAAAGAAACACAGAAAAUUGAAGCGGAUGGCGGAAUGCUUGUUAUGAAAGGCUGGCGAAGACGCACACCUGGUGGGGUGUUUCUAUUUCUCCUAAAGCACUGUGAGCACGUCGAUCAGGAAACGAAGAAAAACAUCUUCCAGGAAGAUAAGAAAGCAAAGCAGAAAGAAUGGAAGCAAACGAAGACCUCAAAUCGAAAUCAAAAGGUAGAAGAGUUGAAGAAAACGUUGAACCGGCAGGCGGCAAACGACACGGAGCUACCAUGUUCACUCCCGAUAAUGUCCCAUCUAAAGGCGGAAACACACAGCACUCUGUCUAAUCCGCCUCCUUCUCCAGUGGGAGAAGAAAAUUUUGAGUGCUGCCCGGACUUUGAAGCACGCAAUAUUCACGUGAAUGUUAACACUAGUCCAGACAAAUCGCAUGUAAUGCAUGCGAAUGAAACUGAUAAGGACUCCGACGACGCAAGUUGUCCCGAGGGUGUCCCGGACAGAUCUCUACCGGAUGGUAGGACCAUAUCCGGUGAAAUGCGCAACAUUGCUAGCUACCAGGAAGACUGUCUCGACAUUACGUGCGAUGAUAUGGAUCUCUUCUAGCGGCGAAAUGGGGGAGGAUCGCGAGCUACGGAUGAUGGUGCGACAGCUACAGUUGCGAAAGAACGCAGCACAGCGCUUGAGUGCUGACAAUCAGUGGCCUUCGCAAGCGUCGGAUGGAGAGAGAAUCAAAUGAGACAAAAGUGGCUAAAAUGUUCAACAGUGACCAACAUCUUUGAA
Molecule: messenger RNA, 1722 nt
Organism: Anopheles nili
Lineage: Eukaryota; Metazoa; Arthropoda; Insecta; Diptera; Culicidae
Gene: Phax
Product: phosphorylated adapter RNA export protein
Exons: 6
Coding region: 43-1545 (500 amino acids)
Biological process (GO): snRNA export from nucleus
Cellular component (GO): nucleus
Source: RefSeq, a predicted model, not a curated record